AUGCAGCUUCAAUUUUUUGCCGGAGCCCUUUUACUAGGCCGUCGGGCCCUCGCAAUCCCAGCUACACCAGAGACCGGCAAGAGCAUUGCUCCAAGUAUCGACUCUCUGGGCACUCUUCAGGCGUUGAAGUACAACAACCUUGGCCCUCAGAACAAUGGAAGUUCCGCGGUUGUUGUCCAUGAUCACCUGUCGAGCUUUGAGGCACAAGCCCGCUGUCAGUCUAUCGGCGAGGGCCUAUAUCAAGCGCAGGAACUGUCACAAGUCAAUGGUACAGAGCUAGCAUAUCAGCUCGACUAUCUCGUCCAUGUACAUGACAUCCGGCCAAACGAAACCCUCUGGGUUUCUCACGCUGGUCCCAGUGCCUGCCGCGCCUACUCCCUCGAGCACAAGGAUGUCGUGUCGGUACCUUGUAGCUCGGAGUUGCCUGCUCUUUGCACAUCCGACGUUCCCCCUACAACGGACCAGGACAGGACAGCUGUGAACACAUCCAAAAUUUCUAUUGAAUUCGAUGGAUAUCGCAUGACUGGCUACCGCGACGGACGUUCGUUUCGCUUUCUGGGUAUCCCUUUUGCCGACGCUCCACUGGAAGACCUCAGAUUUGCACCGCCGCGUCCUUACUCCGGAUCCCGAAUCAUUGAUGCAACAAAGAUGGCCAAAUCCUGCAUUCAAUCUGUGUCAGGCUAUGGCACCUUGGAUAACGGGGGCAUAUCCGAGGACUGCCUCUACCUGAAUGUUUAUACCCCUAUCCUUCCUGCGAGAAAAGACAAGGGCUCUAAGAAGCGUAAGCCUGUUGCAGUCUACCUCUACGGAGGUGCUUUCACCACGGGAACCUCGGCUAUGGUGGACUACGAUGGGGGCAACUUUGCCAGCCGCAACGAUAUUGUUGUUGUUACUAUCAACUACCGCGUUGGUGCCCUUGGCUGGCUGACUAUCGGUAACCUCACGACGGGUAACUAUGGCUUACGGGAUCAAAUCAUGGCCCUGGAAUGGGUUAACCGGCACAUCGAAGCCUUCGGUGGAGAUCCAUCCCAAGUCACCAUCUUUGGCCAGUCUGCUGGCGGCCAGAGCGCGAUUGCCUUGCUUUCUUCGUCUGCAGCCCGGGGUCUUUUCAGCGGGGCCAUCGUUCAGUCCGCCCCCGUCGACCUGCCCUGGUUCACGCGUGGAGUCUAUACCGAGAUCGUCACCCCUCGCGUCUCCAGUGCCGUGGGUUGCAACGGGACCACCUCUGAGAGCGCCCUGCUAUCCUGCCUCCGAUCAGUGCCGGCGAGAAAAUACCUCGACAACAGCACGGAGUAUGAACUCGCCAUUGCCUCGACUGCCAAAGCUCUCGCCAGCGACUGGCUACACUCCAGCGACCUCCUCGCAUCUAUCGAGCCGAUCAUGCCCAUCGUCGACGACACUGGCAGCGGCGUCAUAGACGACCAGUUCCAUGUCCUCCUAUCGGAAGACCGCCUUCCCAACCGUGUCCCCGUCAUCUUCACCACCGUCGCCGACGAAGCCGCCCUGUACGUCAAUGCCGAAGUGACCCAGAGCCUGGGGGCCUCUGAAACCGCCCUCGCCGAAAUCUUCAGCCUCGCAUACCCCUCCUCGCUAGCUAAGACCCUAAUCGCCUCCGACGCCUUCCCCCUAAACCCCAACGACACCGACAGCGUCCGCAACGUUGCCGCUGACGCCCUCACCCACAGCGAAUGGACCUGUCCGCAGUCCUACCUGCUGAACCUCGCCACCACCACCACCACCACCAACAACACUGGGCCCUUCCCCCACCUUUACCAACUCUCCAUCCCCCAGGGUCACAUCCAAACCAUCGUCGACACGCCGGCCAUCUGCUCCCCGAACCAGGACAAAAACGCUCCCUGCCACUCCGCCGACGUCCUUCUCGUCUGGGGCACGCUCAACAGCAAGACCCAAAACGUGGCCCCCUACUACGGCCCUCGCGACAUCUUGCACUCGCAGCUCCUCAACGACAUCUUCGCCGCGUUCUUCCGCUCUCACAACCCGAACCCGAACGUCGAAACCCUGAAGCUCCGCGGCCCGGCCUACGGGUACUCGUUUGAGAUUUUCGGGAAGCGCGGCUACCGUAUGCCUGAGUAUCGCGGCAACGGCGAUCGGGUGCUUGCGUCGCUAGGUGUUGUGCCGGGUGUGACGGUGAAUCCCGGGCGGACGCCCAAGUGUCGCGUGUUUGAGGAGGAAGGAUUUACCUUUCAGAACGCGAGGCUUACGGUUUAGGUUCGAGGUUGUCAGCUGACUUAGAUUGAUACGUGUGGAUGGUUCUGGAUGGUGGUUGAGCAGG
Aspergillus saccharolyticus JOP 1030-1 is the source of this 2293-nucleotide messenger RNA. RefSeq names its product putative cholinesterase. The transcript has a single exon. Lineage: Eukaryota; Fungi; Ascomycota; Eurotiomycetes; Eurotiales; Aspergillaceae. The record is from RefSeq and is a predicted model, not a curated record. The coding region runs from base 1 to 2229 and encodes 742 amino acids.